AUCAUUUCCAAUUUUCCAUAAGUAGAAUUCUUUCAUAAAUCUUUUUUUGAAGAACACAACGUAAACUAAAAGAGGAACACUCUCAUUCCUGAACAGCUUCUUCCCAAUCAAUCCAUUUCAGCUGAGAGAGAGAGAGAGAAAUUUUUCCAAUUAUAAAUAUUUGUUCAACUGAAACUCGUUCAAGCAACGCAGUCAUUUUGGUUCGAGAAAAGCUCCCACACAUUAGAUUUUGUUAUAAUUUCUCUUCGCAGCUGAAAGCACCCAUUUCUUAACGCCUCACGAGAUUCUUACUGUUAUUGCCGGGCCGGAAAGCCUUCGAGCAUACAGUUAUUUUCUCUUGUCUUCUCCACAAUAUUGCUGAUUGUGCAUAACUGCAUAUGGAUCCUGAUCAUACUGUUUUCUUCUUCAUUAGGCGUCAUUUCUUGAGGUGGAUUUCGUGUUUUACUUUUGCAAAAGGAGUAUUGAGUUUAUGAACUGUUCCUCAAGCUUGCAUUGUGUCAAUGGCUACCGCUCAAACAGUAUUACAAGUUUGUGGUGGAAAUGUACGUUGCCUUUUUAGUUCAAAGCCCCAUCUCAGCAGAUCUUGGUCAGGGUCUUGUUCGAGGUCUUUUGUAAAAUAUAAAAGAAGAAAGGCUGCAGCUUGUUCCAAAGUUAUCAACCACUUGUAUAGAUCAUACAACGAUGGUGCUUGCCAGUUUCCUCAUUCAGCUCAUGCCAACGUUACCCCCAACCGCUUAGGGCUCAGCAGAUGCAACUGUGAACGAGCUGAGAGUUUGAGAGGAUUAAAUGCGGAUACUGCAAAGGAGUACAAUGCAAUUAAUGGUAAUAGGCCUUCAGUAGAAUUCGACAAAAUCAAAGAGUCCAUCUUAGAAAAUGGAGCUCUUUCGUCCAACGGUGGCAUUCAUAGCAAUGGAACUAUACGGGAUACGUUGCAUGAGAGUAUCACGGAUUCUAUUGAGGAUGAAGCGUGGGAUCUACUGAGGGAAUCCAUUGUGUACUAUUGCAAUAGCCCUGUUGGUACAAUCGCUGCAAAGGACCCCUCUGAAUCCACCAAUAUUCUUAACUAUGACCAUGUUUUUAUCCGUGAUUUCAUACCUUCUGGCCUUGCUUUCCUGCUGAAGGGGGAGUAUGAUAUUGUUCGUAAUUUUCUUCUCCACACUCUUCAGCUGCAGAGCUGGGAGAAAACCAUGGACUGCCACAGCCCUGGUCAAGGGUUGAUGCCGGCUAGUUUUAAGGUGCGUACAGUGCCUCUGGAGGGAGAUGACACUGCAACGGAAGAGAUACUGGAUCCUGACUUUGGGGAAGCAGCAAUCGGGCGUGUUGCACCAGUUGACUCAGGACUCUGGUGGAUUAUCUUGUUACGAGCAUAUGGAAAAUGCUCAGGGGAUAAAUCUGUUCAGGAGAGGAUAGAUGUCCAGACUGGAAUCAAGAUGAUCCUUAGGCUAUGUCUUGCCGAUGGCUUUGAUAUGUUUCCUACGUUAUUGGUGACCGAUGGUUCUUGCAUGAUUGAUCGCCGCAUGGGCAUACAUGGACACCCCUUGGAGAUUCAGGCCUUAUUCUUCUCUGCAUUGCUGUGUGCACGCGAAAUGCUUGCUCCGGAGGAUGGAUCAGCUGACCUUAUCCGAGCAUUAAACAAUCGUCUUAUUGCAUUGUCGUUUCAUAUCAGAGAAUAUUAUUGGAUCGAUAUGAAAAAACUCAAUGAGAUAUACCGAUACAAGACUGAGGAAUACUCAUAUGAUGCCGUCAACAAAUUCAAUAUCUACCCUGAUCAAAUUCCUCCUUGGCUAGUAGAAUGGAUGCCUCAUACAGGUGGUUAUCUAAUCGGAAAUUUGCAGCCCGCCCACAUGGACUUUCGGUUCUUCUCUCUGGGAAACUUGUGGUCUAUCGUUAGCAAUCUUGCAACGCUGGAACAGUCACACGACAUAUUGGAUCUUAUCGAAGCUAAAUGGUCGGAUUUGGUAGCCGACAUGCCGUUCAAGAUAUGCUAUCCUGCUCUUGAAGACAAGGAGUGGCAGAUCAUAACUGGCUGCGACCCCAAGAACACGGCUUGGUCCUAUCACAAUGGUGGUUCCUGGCCAACUCUUCUUUGGCAGCUAACUGUUGCUUGCAUCAAAAUGGGUAGGCCCGAAAUCGCUGAAAGAGCCAUCAAGAUUGCGGAGAAACGCAUUUCAAAAGACAAGUGGCCGGAGUAUUAUGACACGAAGAAAGGAAGGUUUAUAGGGAAGCAAGCGCGGCUAUUCCAGACGUGGUCUAUUGCAGGAUAUCUUGUCUCGAAACUUCUACUCUCCAACCCUAACGCGGCCAAAAUGUUGACUACCGAAGAGGACUCCGAGCUCGUUAAUGCCUUCUCGUGUGCCAUCAGCAGCUCGAGUCCGAGGAGAAAACGCGGCCCGAAGAGUUCCCAGAAGACUUAUAUAAUUUGAGAAUAUUAGGUUAGCACUUCUAUCUGUUGCUGCAGCUUGAUUCUGCAGAUGCUUAUAUUUUUAUUCUUUCAAAGCAAGAGUGAUUAUUUAGUUGCAUAGUAUUUCUAGCUUUGAUAAUUGAACAUAUAUAUGUAGUGCUGAAAAACACAAGUGAUGUUUUCAGAGUGAGUACAUAAAUUAUGUAAAGAUUUUCCUGUUAAAAGUAAAAUAUAAAAUUAUAAUUUCACUAUCUCA
Messenger RNA from Salvia miltiorrhiza (redroot sage), 2657 nucleotides. RefSeq names its product alkaline/neutral invertase E, chloroplastic-like. Bases 501 to 2423 code for a protein of 640 amino acids. Lineage: Eukaryota; Viridiplantae; Streptophyta; Magnoliopsida; Lamiales; Lamiaceae. Gene Ontology annotation, molecular function: sucrose alpha-glucosidase activity; endo-alpha-N-acetylgalactosaminidase activity. Gene Ontology annotation, biological process: sucrose catabolic process. Gene Ontology annotation, cellular component: chloroplast. The transcript has 7 exons. The record is from RefSeq and is a predicted model, not a curated record.